AUGUACAACGGUCUUGAAGCCAUCAGCGUGAAGGGGACGGGCCUUAGCGGCUACGUGCAGCGCAGCAAGGCGGCCGUCUCGCAGCUGGCGAAGUUCACCCCGGCGGAGUACACCGAUGACAUACCGCCUGCCACCAUCAACCCGCUUGAGGCGCUGCGUUCGGCAAAGGAGAACAGGGAUCUUGCCGCGCGGCUGCGGCGGCACGAGGCCCUGCGCGGCAUCAAGCUGAAGGUGUUCAUGUACCGCGAGGAGCGCGUAGCCAGUGGGGUGGCGGCCGACGUCGUUGAGCGCGAGUGCCAAACGCUGUACGACUCACUGAUGCGGAACUACCGGGACGAGGCAGGGGAUGCGCAGCGCGUGGAGGCGGCGGAGGCUGCCCAAAAGACUGCCGAGAGGUUUGCCGCGGCGUUUCGUGUGAGGCCAGGAGCUGUCGGUGAUGCCUUUGAUAGGGUGCAACGCGAGGCAGAGCGACGCGCAGCGGAGGAGGAGCAUAGAAAUGCGAUGGAGCAGAAGAUUGCGCAGCGGGUAAAGCGCAUCAAGGGAGAGAUGGAGCGUGGUGGGCACUGA
Molecule: messenger RNA, 567 nt
Organism: Trypanosoma rangeli
Lineage: Eukaryota; Euglenozoa; Kinetoplastea; Trypanosomatida; Trypanosomatidae
Exons: 1
Coding region: 1-567 (188 amino acids)
Source: RefSeq, a predicted model, not a curated record